Molecule: messenger RNA, 1290 nt
Organism: Lodderomyces beijingensis
Lineage: Eukaryota; Fungi; Ascomycota; Pichiomycetes; Serinales; Debaryomycetaceae
Source: the annotation of a GenBank genome assembly
AUGGCAAAGAGAAGAACCAAGAGAAGAACUCACAAGAAGCUCAGUGAGGAAGAGAGCUCCAAAAUACCGAAAUCGAUGGUUCUCCAUCUCGGAGCCUCGCUCAAGAACCACUCCCUUUCACAGCUCGUGGGAGACUUUAGAAACAUCAUGCAGCCGUACACCGCCAUCAAUUUGCGCGAGAGGAAAUCGAAUAAGCUCAAGGACUUUAUAGUCAUGUGUGGUCCACUUGGCGUGUCGGAUACCUUCAUUUUCAACCAGUCCACAGCGGGCAAUAUCACCUUGCGGAUGGGCAAGUUGCCGCGUGGACCCACUUUGCAGUUCAACAUCAACACAUAUUCGUUAUGUAGAGACGUUCGGCGAAUCUUGAAGCACCCCAAGAGUGUCAGCAAGGACAGCUUGGAGUUCCACCAGCCACCUUUACUUGUGCUUCAUGGGUUCACCAAUGUCAACGACGCGAGCAUGCAUGAGAAAUUGUUGAUUACCAUGUUUCAGAACAUGUUCCCGCCAAUCCAGCCUCAGAUAACCAAAGUCAACACCAUCAAGCGUGUCUUGCUCAUCACCAAGGACAAGACCACGGGCAAUAUCGAAAUUCGACAUUAUGCAAUCAACACCAAGUUAGUUGAGGAAAGCAAGAAUAUCAAGAAAUUGAUCCAGUCGCAUCAUAAUCUCAAGAAACGCUUGCCCAAGAUGACCAACUCUCAGGACGUUUCGGAUCUUGUGUUGGAUCCAUAUACCGUUGGCGGGAUGACUUCCGAUAGCGAGGUUGAAGAGGAUGCCGUUGUUGAGGUCCAGCAUCAGGAAUUGGUCAAGAAGCAACCGGCGAGCGCUCCCGCUGCUCAAUCUGAUGAAGCGACGCCAACUCAAAGCCAACCGCAAGCUCAAGAAACAAUCACCACGGCGAAAAAGAGAGCUAUUAAGCUAAUUGAGCUUGGACCGCGGAUCAACAUGACGCUCAUGAAGAUCGAAGAGGGUCUAGUCGGGAGCUCAAAGACACUUUACCACUCGGCCGUGACAAAGACGGAAGCCGAUGUGAGCGAGAUGGACGCAAAGCACCGGUUGAAGGAGAAAUUGAAGCUGGAGAGAAGAGCAAAACAACAAGCUGCUGUGCAGGCCAAGUUGGAUCAAAAGAAGGCAAAGAAGGAUCGCAAGAAGGCCAGGUUUGCUGAUGAGGGAGAGGACGACAAAGAUGGAGAAGGUGAUGGAGGCGAAGAUGAAAACGAAGAUAUGCCGGAAAUCAACGCUGAGGAUUACGAAAAUGACAGUGAUUUGUAUAGUGAUGUGGAAGUCUAG